AUGGCUAACACCAGGUUCCUCUCCCUCUGUGCCUAUGGCAGAGUCACCGGGCCGAAGGCCUUGAAUAAGAAGACAGUGAUCCAGCUGAAGAAGCGAUGCUGCUAUGUCUCCACGGACUAUGAAGGAGACCUCCAUGACCAAGGUUACCAUCCUCCAGCACCUGAUGGGCACUGGAUAACCCUGGACAAGGAACGGUUCUGCUGCCUGGAGCCACUCUUCCAACUAAAGCUACUCCACCAAAGCUCCCCAAGGCUUCACCACUUGGCUUUGCAGAGCCUCCAGAAGGUACCCAACCACGCCAGCAGGGUCACGCACGUGUGGAUGACAAAGACUGAGUACCAGGAGCAUGAUGCCGAGUAUGUCCGCAAGAUAUUCCAGUAG
Messenger RNA from Cariama cristata (Red-legged seriema), 381 nucleotides. RefSeq names its product actin-like 10 (gene ACTL10). Lineage: Eukaryota; Metazoa; Chordata; Aves; Cariamiformes; Cariamidae. The coding region runs from base 1 to 381 and encodes 126 amino acids. The record is from RefSeq and is a predicted model, not a curated record. The transcript is spliced from 3 exons.